UGUCUGCGCACAUAAAUUUUACCCUCAAGUUUAGAGCAGAGAGAAGAAACGAUGGAAACUGUACAGGCGCUCACUAUUGUGCAGGAAGCGCAGGUUCCUCACGCCAGACUUCCUCUGAUCUCGGAGCACUAUUUGGCAGAGAAUGGGAGGGGGAAGUCUCGGCCGCAGUUGAGCUCAUCAGAACGGCUGCUGCUGGAUUCAGAGCGCAGGAGAGGAAUCUUCCUUUAGCUAUAAAUGCACCAUUAAAAAAAGAAAAGAGGGUUUUAAAAGCCCUUCUACAAAAGUGAAAGACUGGAUAACCAUCACCUGCCAGAGCCCUGAGUGGGCUGCUGAUAACACCAGAUUGGACUAUUGGAUUACCUGCCAGCAUUUUCCCAUUUUCACCACAAAUUUUUUUAUUUUAUUUAUUUUUUCCUGCUAGACAGAUUUAAAUUCAUAUUUUCACCCUAGUUUGGCAGCAAGGCUGCUCCCCUACAUCCAGAUGAAUGAAGACCCCAUUCGGGAAGAACGCAGGCCAGAGAUCCAGAGCUGAUGCAGGACAUGCCGGUGUGUCUGCAAAUAUGAUGAAGAAAAAGAAUUCCCACAAGAAACACAAAAGCAGCGUGGGGCCCACCAAAGUGUCGCAGCCCCGGCGAAACAUAGUGGGCUGUCGCAUACAGCACAUCUGGAAGGAGGGCAGCGGAGCAGCGUCCCAGUGGAAGGGCACCGUGUUAGACCAAGUGCCGGUCAACCCGUCCCUCUACCUAAUCAAGUACGAUGGGUUCGACUGCGUAUAUGGCCUAGAGCUGCACAAGGACGAGCGGGUGCAGGGGCUGGAAGUCCUGCCGGACCGUGUAGCUUCGACGCGCAUCAGCGACGCACAUCUGGCUGACACGAUGAUAGGCAAGGCAGUGGAGCACAUGUUCGAGACGGAGGAAGGCUCGAAGGACGAGUGGCGGGGCAUGGUGUUGGCCCGAGCACCCAUUAUGAACACAUGGUUUUAUAUCACUUACGAAAAGGACCCGGUCCUCUACAUGUACCAGCUGCUCGACGACUACAAGGACGGAGACCUGAGGAUCAUGCCGGAUUCAAACGAUUCGCCCCCUGCGGAGCGCGAACCCGGAGAGGUGGUGGACAGCCUCGUCGGCAAGCAAGUGGAGUAUGCCAAAGAGGAUGGCUCCAAACGGACUGGCAUGGUCAUACACCAGGUGGAGGCCAAGCCCUCCGUCUAUUUCAUCAAGUUUGAUGACGACUUUCACAUUUACGUGUACGACUUGGUGAAAACAUCGUAGGCGGGUGACCCGAGGCAGAGGGAGAAGGAGGUCCAGGUAGCCCAGGAGGAGAUUUGACUUCGGAUGUGAUCCACAGACUCUGACAGUUCUUCUCAUGGAACGUUUUCUUUGCACCAUCUGAAUGGAGAUGCGGUGAUUGAUGUUUCACUGGAGCCUUGGAUUGCCACUAGUUAAGUGUCUUUUUUUUCUUUUCUUCUUCUCUCUCUCUCUCUCUCUCUCUCUCUCUCUCUCUCUCUCUUUUCCUUUUUUUUUUUUCUCAUUUCCACACGAAGGGAACGUUGUUUUGACAAGAUAUUCCCUAAACAAAAGUAGCUACAUGUUGAUGGUGUUUUUUUGUGUGUGGUUUAUUCCUGUUGAAUAACGGGCGUACAUCAUUUCCACUCGUGAACGGGAGAACCGGGGGUCAGCCUCCAGUUCUCACUUUUCAAUCGUGCACUUUGAUGACGGAGAGGUUCAGCCUUUAAUCGCUGAAAAGGUCGUUUGCUUUGACGCAGAACCGUAUAGCGCACAGCAGUGGGGACGAAAAUCUGUUUCUCUCGCCAAAUCACACGUACUACAAAUUUUACUCAUCUGUUUGAUAGAUGAUUCGUAUUUGUAGUCUGCUCACCAGCUUCUUUCAUAUUGUGGUGUUUUCGUUUGUUUGUUGUUUUUUUUUUUUUUUAAACGAUAGAUUACACAUUAUUCCAUGAUCUGUGUAUUAUCAUAAGCACUAAAGUUUUUUUCCGCCUCUACGACCUCGCAGCACUUGGUUAUUGUCUUUUUGAAAGAUGGACGAUUUAUCGAAAUUCACUCAAUUAUCUGAAAGCCAUUUAUGAGCAUUCGCUUUAAAAAGAGAAAAAAGGUGAACAGAAUGGAUUAUAUCGUUCUUGUGCUGUUCAGCAACGGCUCAUCGAUGCCUUCGGAAUUGAUUUAAAUGUGUUUGUAUUUCGUGAUAUUCGUGAACCGCUCAUGACCGUCUUCGUUUUAUUGCGCAGUAUACUUCGUCUCACUACAACACGGUUAGAUUUUCGUUUCCGAAUGAAGACGCGUGGAAAAAUUGGCCAAAUAUUCCAAAACUAUUCAGUCAAGUUAACAAUACUAAGAAAACUGCAAUAAUAAUUGAAGUAUUCAGGUAGUGCAUUGCAACCCAUUCUAAUCCUAUUCGAUAAAUAACUAGCUUCUUACACGGUUAGCCUUUUGAAUUUUUUUACUUUUUUUUUUUUUGUACGUCGAAAUGUGUGUGCCUCGUUGUAAAUGACCGUCUGCUUUUCAUCUUCUUUUGUACGUUCCUAAUAGAGCUCUAUGUAUGUAUGUAUGUAUGUAUGUAUGUAUGUAUGUAUGUAUGUAUGAUGACCUGAGGGGGGUUUCUCUCGUCAGGAAUGUUCCAAUGUUUAAAGUAACACAUAUACACUCUCAGAAACAUGUGUUAGUCAUUACCUCAUGCCUUUCUUUUUCCCUCCUUCCUUUUUUUUCCCCUCAUGAGUGUUCAUUCAGCCCACUAGACCUAACCUGUUAUUUUUAAGCAGUGUUCACUUGCAGUCCGAAAAGAAAGCAUAAAUGUAUUAAAAAUAAUAAUAAAUAAAUAAACUCCUUCACUUUCGUAUGAUACGUACACACACCGGCGUUAUUUCACCCCUACAAAGUGGAAAUGAUGUCACAGCUAUUUAACCGUACGACCUUAACGCUUAGCUUACCAAAUAAAAGAAGAAAAAAAGCGCGUUGUGAUUCAUGAACAUUCGGGAAGACUGUAAGAACAUGGUCUGCACCUUCAGUAACCAUUGCAGCUUUGCGUACAUUUCAGACUUGUUUCUUUAUGCAAACGGGCGCUCGGUUGGACAGUUCGGCCUUUUCUUUACACUUACCUACUGUAGUAUUGUACCGUGUUUGAUGUCCGGUCAACGUGGGAAAUUCAAACGGAAAAAAAAACUGAUGAAUGCUAGGCCAUUCUUUUUUUGCAUGAUAUGAGUAGAGUUGUAAGUGUACGUCAGUGUGAUGCAUGUGUACCCGUCUUUUCUUUCAGUUCUUUGUUUCCUAAAUGGAACGCUUAUUGUGUUUUAACAAUUGUGAAUUUUUAUUUAUUUUAUUUUAUUUUUUUUUAAUCCUGCCCAUUUUUUUAAAAAAGAAAAAAAAAAUGAAAGUGUUUUUAUUUUCUACUACGCUCUAUCAGAUCAAAUGCACUGGUGUUUUAUGUGGCGUGCCAACAGAAAGGUGAGGUACCAGUGUUACACAGCAUUUGAGGGAUCAUAUCUACCAUCACGUAGAACCCGUACACGUCCAGUUUCAUAGUAAUGUGAAAAUAUUCGAGAGAAGAAGAUGAAUACAAGUUGUUGCAAGAAUCCUGUGAGGUGUGUGUGUGUGUGUGUGUGUGUGCAAUUUCAUAUUAAAUAUCGUACAUAUCCAAUUCAACUUUGUAUGUUUGGAAGUAAGAGAAAGGAAAAUUGUGUGUGUUUGUUUGUUUGUUUGUUUUUUCCUGCUCUCCGCACACUGAGAGAAGAAUACAAAAUCAUCAAUAUGGUCCCUUUGAGAUGCUGAUGCUCUUUCAUUACUUUGGGAGUGGUUGUGUUUUGUUUUGUUUUGUUUUUUUUGUCUUUGUUUUUUUUUUUUAAAAAAAGGAAAAAAAGUGCAAUUUGAUUGUCACAGAUACAUGUAUAGAUUUCUUGUACUUCGCUUAUAUGGCUUCUAUUGGACGGCAUUUUCUUUUUCUAAACAUUGUAGAUAGGUCAUUUUAUUUGCAUUUAGAAGUAUAAACACAUUUUAAAAACCUGUUACUUAAUUCUGUAAGUAAUUUUUAUAAUUAUUAUGUAAGUCUAUCCUUAUAAGAUAAAAAAAAAUAAAAGUUCAUGUGAAAUUC
Ictalurus punctatus (channel catfish) is the source of this 4101-nucleotide messenger RNA. It is a transcript of the gene spina, whose product is annotated as spindlin-Z. Gene Ontology annotation, biological process: gamete generation. NCBI's taxonomy places the organism in Eukaryota, Metazoa, Chordata, Actinopteri, Siluriformes, Ictaluridae. The transcript has 6 exons. Bases 486 to 1271 code for a protein of 261 amino acids. The record is from RefSeq and is a predicted model, not a curated record.